Messenger RNA from Jatropha curcas, 1870 nucleotides. Its product is annotated as 4-coumarate--CoA ligase 2. Gene Ontology annotation, molecular function: 4-coumarate-CoA ligase activity. NCBI's taxonomy places the organism in Eukaryota, Viridiplantae, Streptophyta, Magnoliopsida, Malpighiales, Euphorbiaceae. The record is from RefSeq and is a predicted model, not a curated record.
UAUAAUAAACUAACUUCACACACAUAACAGGCUUUUCAAGAAACAAGAAAAGAAAUAAAGAAAUUAAAAUUCAACUUCAAGAAAACCAAAAGCCAUGAUAUCCUUAGCCUCUGUUGAACCUCCUGAACAAAAACCCUCUCCUCCUCAAAACCAAGAUCGUUCUUCUUCUUCCUCGGAAACCCAUAUUUUCAGAUCAAAAUUACCAGACAUACCCAUUUCUAAUAAUCUUCCUCUCCAUACUUAUUGUUUCGAAAAUCUUUUUAAUGUUUCUGAUAAGCCAUGUCUUAUAUCAGGUUCUACAGGCAAAACCUACACUUUUGCAGAAACUCAUAUCAUAGCUCAGAAAAUAGCUGCUGGUUUAUCGCAUUUGGGUAUCAAGAAAGGCGAUGUUAUUAUGGUUCUUCUCCAAAACUGCCCAGAAUUCGUCUUUUCUUUCAUUGGUGCUUCCAUGAUCGGAGCAGUAACCACUACUGCUAAUCCUUUUUACACCAAAAAUGAAAUUUUCAAGCAAGUGAUUGCUUCGCGUGCUAAGUUAAUCAUUACCCAAUCCUUGAAUGUUGAAAAACUAAAAGAUUUGGAAGAAAAUUUUAUUCUGAUCACCAUUGAUGACCCACCAGAAAACUGUUUACAUUUCUCAGUACUUUCAGAAUCAAACGAAAGUGAAAUUCCUGAAGUUGAAAUAGAUCCUGACGACCCCGUGGCUUUACCAUUUUCUUCAGGAACGACAGGAUUGCCUAAAGGAGUGGUAUUAACACAUAAAAACUUAAUUACAAGCGUAGCGCAACAAGUGGAUGGAGAGAAUCCAAACCUUUGGUUAAAAGAAGAAGACGUUGUUUUAUGUGUAUUGCCUCUGUUUCACAUAUAUGCAUUAAACAGUGUUUUGCUAAACUCGCUUAGAGCUGGAGCCGCUGUGUUGUUAAUGCAAAAGUUUGAGAUAGGAACGUUGUUAGAACUAAUUCAGAGACAUAAGGUGUCUGUAGCCGCGGUGGUGCCGCCGUUGGUGUUGGCGUUGGCGAAAAAUCCGAUGGUGGCUGGAUUUGACCUUAGUUCGAUCAGGGUGGUGCUUUCAGGGGCGGCGCCGCUUGGGAAAGAGCUGGAGGAUGCUCUCCGGAGUAGAGUGCCUCAGGCGAUCUUAGGACAGGGCUAUGGGAUGACAGAGGCAGGGCCAGUUCUAUCAAUGGGCUUGGGGUUUGCAAAGCAGCCAAUCCCAGCUAAGUCAGGCUCAUGUGGAACUGUGGUUAGAAAUGCAGAGCUCAAAGUUAUUGACCCUGAAACUGGUUCAUCUCUUGGCUACAACCAGCGUGGUGAAAUUUGCAUACGUGGACAACAAAUUAUGAAAGGAUAUUUGGAUGAUCCUGAGGCCACAGCCAACACAAUUGAUGUUGAAGGUUGGCUUCAUACUGGUGACAUUGGUUAUGUGGAUGAUGAUGAUGAGAUUUUCAUUGUUGAUCGAGUCAAAGAAAUCAUCAAAUUCAAAGGCUUUCAGGUUCCACCAGCAGAGCUCGAGGCCCUCCUUGUCAUCCAUCCAUCAAUCUCAGAUGCAGCUGUCGUUCCGCAAAAAGAUGAAGGUGCUGGUGAAGUUCCUGUUGCAUUUGUGGUUCGAUCUAAUUCUAAUGGGCUCGAGCUCACUGAAGAAGCUGUAAAAGAAUACAUAUCAAAGCAGGUUGUGUUCUACAAGAGACUGCACAAAGUGUACUUUGUGCAUGCAAUUCCCAAGUCUCCCUCUGGAAAAAUAUUGAGAAAGGGCCUAAAAGCAAAGCUAGCCGCAGCCUCUCCAUUGUCUUAGAAUCCUUUCUGUUAUUUCAACUUCUCUUAGGCAUUAUAUUUAAUGUCUCCAUGGAAUAUGGAAGAGAAAUCAUCUUCUUCUAAA